AUGGCGACAGUGGUCCAACCGCUCACACUGGAUCGAGAUGUUGCCCGGGCCAUUGAGCUGCUGGAGAAGCUGCAGGAGUCAGGUGAUGUUCCCGGCCACAAGCUCCAGUCUCUGAAGAAGGUCCUUCAGAGUGAGUUCUGCACAGCCAUCAGAGAGGUGUACCAGUAUAUGCAUGAAACAAUUACAGUGAAUGGCUGCCCGGAGUACCAGGCGAGAGCCACGGCCAAGGCCACGGUUGCAGCCUUCGCAGCCAGCGAAGGUCAUUCCCACCCUCGGGUGGUGGAGCUGCCCAAGACGGAGGAAGGGCUCGGCUUCAAUGUGAUGGGCGGCAAGGAGCAGAACUCCCCCAUAUACAUCUCCCGUAUAAUUCCCGGGGGAGUGGCCGAACGGCACGGCGGCCUGAAGCGAGGGGAUCAGCUACUGUCUGUCAACGGUGUGAGCGUUGAAGGAGAGCAUCACGAGAAAGCGGUGGAGCUGCUGAAGGCGGCCAAGGACACCGUCAAGCUGGUGGUCCGCUACACCCCCAAGGUGCUGGAGGAGAUGGAGGCCCGCUUCGAGAAGCUGCGCACGGCCCGGCGGCGUCAGCAGCAGCAGCUCCUGAUGCAGCAGCAGCAGCAGCAGCAGCAGAACCUGUCCUCCCAGCAGAACCACAUGUCGUAG
Menidia menidia (Atlantic silverside) is the source of this 660-nucleotide messenger RNA. The record is from the annotation of a GenBank genome assembly. Lineage: Eukaryota; Metazoa; Chordata; Actinopteri; Atheriniformes; Atherinopsidae.